AUGAGACGUCGCAGGAUGGGCAACACUUUCAGUGGAAUCUGCAAUCAUACAAGAAUGGGAAAUAAAGGCUCCAAGGGUGUGAAAUGUGGGAACGCGCUCUACUUUAUUCCGGAGAGUGACAAAACCAGUGAUAUCACCUACACCAUUGCCCACGAAAGUUUGGAAUCAUGUGCUCUGGAUUUCAUCGAUGGCAGCGAAGAUAUCGAGAACAUUUGGGUAUACUCACACCCCCUUCACGAAGCCCAGUUGACUGCAGGUCUCCUCUAUCAUGCAUUCGUAGUGCUUGAGACCGAUGAGUGGUGGUGGUCCAUCGAGAAGAACACGGGAGGAAUAUUCCUCCAACGCAGCAGAGGUCUCCUCUAUCAUGCAUUCGUAGUGCUUGAGACCGAUGAGUGGUGGUGGUCCAUCGAGAAGAACACGGGAGGAAUAUUCCUCCAACGCAGCAGAGGUAAAGAGUUCGUGAAAGAGCAUUUCCGAAUGGAGAAGCGGGAGGAGCCAAUUACUCUGGAACAAAGCGACAAAGGGCAGAUGAAGAUGAAAGAUCUGCUUCAUAGCUUGUACGAGAAAAAGGAAGUGCGUAAAGGGUACAAGUUUGACGAUCGAGAUAUGAACUGUCUAGGGUUUGCUAAAAGGGUAUUUGAUGAAUUCGCCGAGAGCAAAUUCUGGGAACUUAUCCUACCUUACUAAGGGAGUGGACUUAGGACACUGGUGAACUCCAAACAAGAGGAUGCAGAUUUUCGAGCUUUUUGUCUUACUCUUCUUGAUGUCGUUCUGAUUGCUUAAUAGGUAGUUUUUCUUCUGGUGAUGAGGAAGAG
Molecule: messenger RNA, 815 nt
Organism: Darwinula stevensoni
Lineage: Eukaryota; Metazoa; Arthropoda; Ostracoda; Podocopida; Darwinulidae
Source: the annotation of a GenBank genome assembly